AUGUCUAAUAUUAAGGAAAAGCCAUGCAAUCGACCCCAAAGACAACUAGUAUCAAUAAAGGUGCAUUUUACUUUAUCUACUGAUGUACCACGAGACGUUCCUUGUGGAUUUUUUGAAGCUUUAAAUAGAAAAUACAAUGAUCAAAGCGAUCUCGUCCAGUCAAUAAAUUUGACACAUUCAAAGAAAAUUGAUUUUGUCGGUUUUGAGCAAGUCCGUGAAAUUCAACGUUCCCUUCAGUCACUUAAACUUAUCGUUUUGGAAGAUGAAAAGAUCAACCGAUUUGAAGAGGAAUAUCAGCUGGAUACAACUGUUCAGGCUGUGGAAGACUUGAGCCUUACCGGAAAUUUGUUUGAUUCUAUUUUUCACAUUUUAUAUUCACUUGAACCUUUGGAAAAUUUAAUCCAUCUGAACCUAGAUUGUAAUUACUUCACUGAUUACAGUCGGCAAUUGAGACUUCCGGUGCUCUCUCGAUUGAAAUCAUUAAGUCUUAAUGCAACGCGUGUACCAUAUGAAUUUCUUAUAGAGCUAAGCAACAUUUUCCCGUCUCUUGAACAUCUUGGUUUGGAGUAUAAUCGGUUAGAAAUCCCAAGUGAUCCUGGUCUCUUUGGACACGCAAAGUUAAAAACGCUAAGUCUUGCUAACAAUCCUGGACUGCUAUUUUCUAGACUUGACUUUUCCAAGUUAACAUCUCUCGAAACACUCAAUCUUUCGUCCAUUAGUAUAGAUGCGUUAGAUGAACGAACGCUACGGACGCUUAAAAAUUUGAAGAACUUGGAUCUGUCAAACAAUAUGAUUCAGUCGUGGUCAAUGGUGGACUCUUUACGGAAACUAACUUGUUUGGAACGACUUCGUAUUCGUCUUGAUUUUUUGCAUAAGGAUACAGUAACAGCUCGGCUGUAUCUGAUCGCCAGGAUUCCUCAACUAAUAUACUUAAACAAUGUUCGUAUCAGCAAUAAUGAACGUCAAGAUGCGGAGCUUUAUUUCGCUAACUAUAUACGACGUAUAAUACAUUCGGGUGCCAUCAGCAAUGAAGAAGAAUUGACAUUACGAGAACCACAUUGGAGAUAUAUAUGGAGAAAGCAUGAACUUGAAGAGCUGAAGCUCGGCGAACGGUUGUCUGAAAGAGUACCUGGUCGUCUGGCUGAUAAUGUUGUCCGCAAUGUGCGAAUAACGUGUAGCAACUAUCCCGAAAAAGUUAAGUAUCUACUACUACACAUGAAUUGGACUGUACUCAACACAAAGGCCUUGUUGGCAGCGCAUUUUCAUGUUAUGGCUAGGCGUUAUGUGAUUGCUUGUACAUUCUCAAAUUCCAUAGAACAAAUUUGGGAGGAUGAAGACAAAAAGCUAUCUGAGUACACUUCAGAUUACCCGGUUGAGCUCUGUUUACGGAUGACUGUUCCAAAUUAG
This is a messenger RNA of Schizosaccharomyces japonicus yFS275, 1407 nucleotides long. RefSeq names its product tubulin specific chaperone cofactor E. The transcript has 3 exons. The record is from RefSeq and is a predicted model, not a curated record. NCBI's taxonomy places the organism in Eukaryota, Fungi, Ascomycota, Schizosaccharomycetes, Schizosaccharomycetales, Schizosaccharomycetaceae. The coding region runs from base 1 to 1407 and encodes 468 amino acids.